UCACCAAUUUGAAAUAAGUCCCACUGGUCCCAUAUUAGUGUAUUGUCCAAAAUCUAGCAUUAAUACUGGAAUUUAGACAGUUUAAAACCCUCAUUGGGAAAAUACUGUUUUGUUUUAAAGGGAGGCAAUGUUCUGAGCUAUAAAUGUUGUUAGAAUGUUGUAUUAAUGUUUCAGAUAAUGAGGUUUGCACCUUUCGGAAGUGAGCCCUGAAAGAAGUUUUUUGUUAUGGCUCUGAACCUUCGGUUUCAAAGAGCUUUGUCUAACACUGGCAAUUUGUGAUGUCACAGGCAGCUGGGCUUCCUUAUAUGGGCAUGCUCUGUAGGCCAGAUGCGCUCUAAGAGUGCCCUCCCUGCAGCUCUGCUUCCCUCCGUUUAUGGAUGUUAGCUAUAGCUCCCAGGAAAUCAUUCUAAGAGGCAAGCUAAGGCAGAAGUGGUUGGAGUUGGUGAUUCCCAGCAAAAGAAAAAUAUUUUCACCUCACAUGGAAUUAAAAAAAACAACCUCAAAGCCCUUAAACACCUUUGGGAAGAACUACAGAGAUGGUGUACUGCCUGUUCAUGGCUUGGAGGUGUCAACAGGAAAGGUGUCAUCAAUCGAAGCAAUGAACGGCUCCACGGUGCUCAUACCGUGCACUUACUCUUCCUGCAUUGGUAUCAGAAACCUGCACUUCAACUGGCAUUUCAAUGACAACGGAACCAUGAUCAAGUUAUGCGAAGGGGUGGUUCCUAUUGAAGGUGUGGAGCCCAGGGUGAAAGUGAACCACGAGAGAGUCGAAUUUGUGGGCUCCUCAAAGGGCAACAAUAUCUCUAUCCUGCUGUGGAACAUCACGUUUGAAGAUAAUGGGGAGUACACUUGCUUUGCCAGAAACCCAAAAGAGAAGGGCCGCAACCACAGUGCUAUCUUCACCCUCAAUGUGGUGAGCCAAAUGAAAGAGGAUGACAACACUUUAACAGUGAUCAUUGUCUCCGUGUUGGGUGGAGUGAUUGGCUUGGUUAUCAUUGUAAUGGUGAUAAAGGCCUUGGUGGUUCACUUCCUGCUGAAGGAUGAUGAGAAGAAUAAGGAGUGCCUGGUUAACGCCUCAGGGAACGACAAUACAGAAAAUGGACUUACAGGAGCCAAAGCAGACAACAAAGGAACACCAAAGGCAUGAGCAAAAAUUCAGCGUUACGUCUGUAUGUAUGUUUGUAUAUAUGUUCCAACAAAUGUACACUUUCAAUGAAUGGACUGUCUUAUCUUGUCGCUAAAUAGUACACCGUGCAAAUGCAUAGUUGAAAUCAUUGCUUGAAAUCGAAGAAGCGCGCAGAAGGCUGAGUCACUCUUGCCUACCUGGCAGCCCCAUUAGUUGCAAUCUUCACAGCCUGUAUGGUCGAAUUCUGCUUCACAUUUUACUCCAUCACAGCAACUUCCCCACAGUAUUUAUACAUAUAUAUUGAUCCGGUACUAAUAGAUUUUCCCUAUUAAGUUAGGUGGUAAGACACCUGGAUAAACGAGAGGAAAGAUGUUCAUUUUGAUGGCAUAAAUAAUGGAUCGCAUUCAGUGAAGUGCAAACGGUAACUAAAAUGUCGCUACCCAACCUUCAUUCACGUGAAUGAAAAUAAUUAUUGUGUUCUUCAAAAAUGACCUUUAAAGGACUUAACACUUGCUAUUUAUUGCACCUUGUAGUGUUGUAUUAAGUUAACAACAAGCAAGAUUAAUGUUGGUUAAUUGGAACCUUCAAGAUGAAUGGGAAACUGCGAAAAUACUGUUUUGUUAUACUCUUCUCACCUAUAAAUGUAGUUUAAUGUUGUAUUCUCGUGUUAAACAAUGCCAAAGUUUCAGAUAAUGAGGUUUGCGCAUUUAGAAGUGAGCCCGGAAAGAAGUUUGGGAUGGCUCUGAACCCUCGGUUUCAGAGAGGUUUUCAAACACUGGCAAUUUGUGACAUCACAGGCAGCUGGGCUUCCUUAUACGGGAAUGCUCUGUAGACCAGAUACGCUCAAGGAGUGCCCUCCCCGCAGCUCUGUUUCACUCUGUUUCCAGUUGUUAGCUAUGGCUCCCAGGAAAUCUUUCUACGAGGCAAGCUCAGGCAGAAGCGGUUGGAGUUGGUGAUUCCCAGCAAGAGAAAAAUAUUUUCAUCUAUAAACGGCAUUUUAAAUGGUUUCAGUUUUUGUGAACAUGAAUGUGAAAUAUCUGCCAAAUGGUUCCUGAAGCCAAAAGCAGAAUGUUCAUGAAACCCAAAAGCAGAUUUGAUCAUAUGGCUGGCAACGGGGCUUCCUAAAGCAAAUGAAUGAUCUUCUGUAGUUUUUUUGUUGUUUUUUUAAGCUUUAAGAAAAAAAAAACACAGGUGCCUGCUUUUGCUUCUGCUCCCUCUGUUAGCGGGAGGAUAAAAUCACAGAAAAUAAUUUUUAAAAAAAGCAAAACAAAGAACCCGAACCCUCAUCCCAAGACAAUCCCGAGACUCCCCAGCUCCCCACUGAGAGGAAUGAAGUUAAUCAUGCUGCUUCUGACUUGUAGUCUAUUACUUUUAUUACUUUUAGCAUGUGCGUAUUUUAUAAAACUCAUACAUUUACAUGGCGUCAACAGCACAGUGUAGGAACUGCUGUGUUAUUUUCUUGCAAAUAUCCACAUUAACCUCAGCACCUUUAGGAAUGUUAAGGAUGACAGCUGAAAAUGUCGUUUUGUUUCUACGCAUAUCAUAAGGAUGCACUGUAGUAUGUAUGAAUGUACUGUAUGUACUGUCUGUAAGUAUGAAUGAGUAUCAGGGCCACACUGAAAAGACUGAAAUAACAAUUUGAACAAUAUUUUUAUCAUUUCAAUUAUUUUAUCACAAUAUACAAAAAUGAAAAUUAGUAAUAAUGGCAAAAUGAUAAUGGCAAAAAUAAUGGCAAAAGAGUCACAAUAUAAAAAAACAUUUCAUUUUAUAGUAAUAACAUCAUAAAUAUAUAAAUAUAUAUAUUAGAGAAAAUCAUAAUUUUAACAAAAUAACAUUGUAAUAUUUCAACAAUUCCCUCAUUUAUCUCGGUUACUUCGUUCGAUACACGACGGCGAUAAAUUAAUUUUUGUUACCAUUAUUAUAGCCCCAUAGACAUAAAAUAACACCCCUACAGUCACCUUUGCACUCUUACUAUUCUUUGUUUACAUCACAAAGCACUGGCUACAAGAUCACUGCAUGGAAACAACAAUGCUACAGAGCUAACUAGUUAGCCUCCAGUUUGUUUAUUCUAAACUUAAGAAAGGGUUUCAAACAGAGUGGGGAAGAAGACCAAAGUAAGAGCCCCAAAACUUACCACUUCCACAUGGAAUGGGGGGAAAACCUGUUUUCACUGUCAUGUUGGACAUCACUGACUACGUAGUAUAUGCAGUAAGUAAUACACCACUAUACUAUUCCAAGAAAAAAUGUAGAAUAUUACAGAGUAUUUAAAAAGUUUGAAUUUUGCAGGAUUUUUAAUUUCAUAUUAAUCAAUUAAAGUCUGAAUUAUACACCAAAAAGUAAUUACUUUGUACUAUACAGUUCAGAAUAUUACAAAAAAAUCAUAAUUUUAUGAGAAAAAGGUUUAAUGUAUAUAAAGUUGUACUGUAACUUGGAAAAUGUCAUAUUGCAAGAAAAAUGUGGUUACAUUAAGAGAACAGUCAUAAUAUUAUGAAGAAAAAAAAAUAUGGAAACAUAAAAGUUAAAGUUCCCAUAACUCUAAUGAGGACAAACAGUAUAGAAAAUGGAUUAAUGGAUAAAAGUUGAAGAUGGAUAUUUUCUCGUAACAUUACUACCUUUUCCUAAUGUUAUUUUCAGUAUGGCCCUAAUACUCAUUUGUAGUAAAUUCAUGUCGUAUGUCCAAAAAGAUACAGAUUUGAGAUGUAAAAUUUCAACAGCUCUUAUUUUCAACCUUUUAUUCUAGACAAAACAUCCAGUUUAAAUCCUUACCUUGUAGCUGUGUCCCAAAAUAAGCAGAAAGGGAUACUGUAGAUAUCGCCAUCCUGCCAUUAACGGCUCCACCUUGUCCCCUCUAUGCAACUCUACCAGAGGUUACUUGAGAAGCUGGCACACAUGACCCGCCACACACCCUCACACAUAACUGGGAUAGCUGGGACAGCUGAGUGCUACACACGGACACACACACGUACACACACAUGUACACAUCCGAGUACUCACAGCAGAGAGUGGUGCGAACAAACAAUACAGCACUUUACCACUUAUCAGAGUGGCUGCACAAAUCAAUUAUAUGUUUCAUUUAUUUUAGUAUUCAGAUGCUUCACUCUGGUCGGCCUGCUGCUUUCGAUUUUGUUAUGUACUGUAUAUUUCCUCUUGCUUUCAAUAGAAGCAAUAUUAGACAUUAUUAUGCAAUAACCUGUUAAAAGGCACUUUAUAGAUCCAUUGUACCGAUGUGUGCAUCCGCACUGUGUGGGCUAAUACAUUGAAUUGGGUUCAUACAUUUAUAUGAGACAUAAUGUAUCUGUACUGAAUUCCAUACUGAUUUUCUGAGCUCCCCGCUACUGUACGUCAUAAAUCAUACAUCAUACAUCAUACAUGCUGACCUCUCACUUUCCCGUGUACAACCACAGGAUCGAACAUACAAAAUUGGCAGUUUCAAUAUAACAUUGUAACUAUCGAUCAGUGAAACUUGCAAGUCUAGACUUGCAAUUAUUAUUCAUAGAAACACUUUAAGGACACUUAAGUAUUAUAACAAAAUCCGUCAUUUGGUUAUGUCUUAAUUCUAUGCUUCCAUAUGUGGACUGAAGACUUCCAUAAUGGCAAGGCGUCCCAAUACUUUUGUAUUUAUGGUACAUAUUGUAAUAGUGCGCCAUGUCUUCUCCAAGCAUGCCCAAUCAUUUGCCUUAAUUACUCAAAAUUGGGUCCACCAAAAAUCCAAACAUACAAAAACAGGUAAUUUUUCCUGUCGGAAAUCAUAUAAAUCCAAAUUCAUCCAUUCUCAACACCCAGAAAUAUUUUUAAAAUACAUUUUAUAGAGAAUUAUUCUAGUUUUACAUGCAGAAAACAAUGCAAAAUAAUUCUAGAUGGAACUACUCCCCAUACAUCUUGGUUCAAUCUUGGUUCUAGCAAGUUUCUCGCACUCGUAACUUUCUUUGACCCCAUGUAGGGUUAUCUAGAAAUCGCACUUGAUAAAAAGAUGCAGUUAGGAACGCAUGGCGUGCUUUGUUUAGGUACAACAUGACAUUACAGGGCAAACAUAGUAGCUUGUUAUGUGCAAUAUUGGUUUGACGAUCCUAUUUUUGGAAUUAUAGUGUAUUGGAAACUCUUCUUUAAAUGGCAUUUUUUUCAUCAUGACAGAUAUUUCCUGGUGUGUUAGGUGAUGAAUGAGUGGGCGUAAUGGCUUGUCCAAAAAUGUCCGAUACUAAAUAGAAAAUCAUUAUUUUUGUUGCAGUAUAUGUGCUCAUGGUACAAUGCCACAGAAAAGAAAACUUGGCUAUGCUUGUCAGUGUACAGUUUGUGUAGCAGUAUCGAUUUGCACACAGUAAUUAUCAUCAAAAUAACCCGAAACACAAUAUACUAUCAUAUACAGUACGUAGAUUAUUAGUACUGCAUUAUGAUGAAGGCCAAUGUUUACAUCUGCCAAUCAAUAUAACACUGAUGUCAUGUGUGAAAGCAAAGUUGACGAGCCUCUGGAUGAGAUGCUGACACAAAAGUGAAUGUGGAAAACAACACCAAGAACUAGUUGAUGAACUUUGAAGUAUAUUUUCUUGACUCAUUCUGACCUGUCUGUCAACCCUCAUGGUCAUCUGUUUACAUUCAUUGCUGCAGUACUGCGCCAUACAGACACUUUAGACUUAUACACUGCUACUGCCACCAAGUGGUGAAAAUUAUUAUUCAUGUAGUCAAAUGCACCUGAGAUGCAUUUUGUCUCAAAUCAAUAGUAAAAAAAAAAAAAUCUCAUCUGUGCUAUAUGGGUGUUUUAGCAACAUUUAUACUAAUUUGUAAAGAUAUUGGAGGAGGGACCACGCAAACUUACGGAUCAAAUGUCUUCAAAUUGACAGCCAUACCAUAAUGGUAUUAAAGUAAGUCAAAACUAUCAUAAAUGGGGAUUGACCACUAUGUUUUUUAGAGUAAGUUUAAACUGCCACAGCAGCUGGAACUCAUACUGCCAGUCCAGGAGUCUCACGUCUGCCGAAUACACAUUUUAAACCAAUAUUUACAAUAAAAAAAAAUUAAACAUGUAUUGUAUUGACAACAUUUCUUUAGUAAAAUUGUAACAAUUGUAGAACGGGGGUGUCCAUAAUGUUAAAAAUAAAAUUAAACAGCAAAAUAUGGAAGUCAUUUUAUAGGCAAAAAAGGCCAAAAUAUUAGGUGAAUUAAGUUAUAAUAAUACACAGUAUGAAAAAAAUGAAAAAAAGUUUAUUGUAAGCAGAAAAAAGAUCAUAUAAAUAAUACACUGUCACCUACAGAGAUGUAAAAAAGUGUUUGCCCCCUUCCUGUUUUCUAAUUUUUUUUAGACUCAAAACGUUUCAGAUCAAACAAAUUUAAAAAUUAGCAAACACAACUGAACACAAAAUGUAGUUUUUAAGGGAAAGUUUCAUGUAGUCAAACCGUUAAAACACAACUUAAAACAUAACUCAACAUUACUUAACUAGGAUUAAUUGAGAUCUAUGAGUCUGGAGAAGAUUUUAAUGCCAUUUAUAAAUCAUUUGGACUCCAGCAAACCACAGAGAGAGCCAUUAUCCACCAAUGGCGAAAACAUUGAACAGUGGAGAACCUUCCCAGAAGUGGUCGGCCAACCAAAAUUACCAAAAUCAGCCCAAAAGUACAGGGACAACUUAUCCCAGAAGUCACUAAAGACCCCACAUCAACAUCCAACGAACUAACUAAAUAUGUACGUAUGUAUAUGUAUGCUGAUACUAUAUUUUUUCUCCCUUAUUAACAAAACAUUUCAUUCAAAAACAACAUUUUGUGUUGUCAAUGACUACUAUUUCAAUUUGUUUGAUUUUAAACAUCCAAGUGUGACAAAUCAGGAAGGGGGCAAACACUUUUUCACACCACUGUAUUAGACAAAUCUUCAACUGGAGGCUGCAUUUGCUUUAAAUAUAUUUCACUUAUGAGCAUUGGUUGGGUUACCAAAUAUUAAAAAAAAAAUCAGUAUGCAGUCCUCGGUGGAAAACAUUUGGGCACCCCUGCUCUUGAAAUACAUCAUUAAUGGCCACACUGCCGAGUCAAGAAUGUGACAUCUCCCACAUUCCACUCAAAUCCAAAGAUCAAAUCGCUGAUCAAUGCAGUUCAACAGGAAGCUCAACCCAUAAAUAAAAGAAGACGACAGUAGUUUUUUAACAUAUUAUCUAAAUGAUAGUCACGUAAUACACACAAUGUCCAACUUGUAAGUUUUGCAGCAAUUGUCUGUACUAUCCGUAUACAAAUAUAUACUGUCUGUACACAUUAUCACCACUGCCAAAUGUUUCUCUGAAUGUCAAGCUGGUUGUCUCUCUGUAAUCACACUGCUUCCCAUGCUCACCUCAUGACUAUGCACCUAUGACUUCAUUUGUUAUGAAAUAGAAGUAUGUAAAUAAAAGGAUUAUAAUUGCCAGACAUCUUUGAAGUGUCACUGCCUCUUUUGUUAAUCUGGUAAAUCUCGUAAAGUCAAACUAGGAAUUGCAACUCCUUUAAAUUAUGUGAAUGAAGUAUUGCACUGAAUAAACAUAAGACUGAAUAUAAUGACGUUUUUUUUUUUCAGACUAUAAGUCACACUUUUGUCAUAGUUCGCCUGGUCCUGUGACUUAUACUCCGGAGCACUUUACAUAUCUUUGUCUUUUCACUGUGACAGCCACAAGAGGGCGCUCUAGGCUUGUGUGCCAGUAUCUUCUACUCCAAUCACUUCUGUACCAUUUACAAAAUUACAAACUUCUAAAGACAACUGAGAAAUCUUGAGCACAGUUG
Molecule: messenger RNA, 7849 nt
Organism: Doryrhamphus excisus (bluestripe pipefish)
Lineage: Eukaryota; Metazoa; Chordata; Actinopteri; Syngnathiformes; Syngnathidae
Source: RefSeq, a predicted model, not a curated record